AUGGCUAUGGUGGACGAUGCGUCUAAUCUUGUCACACUCUCACUUCUCCACUCGAAAGAUGGAGCGCCCAAGGCUUUUCGCGAGUUCCAUAAGCUUGCUGAGGACCAGACAGGCCAGCGCUUGGUACACUUGCGAGACGAUAAAGGCGGCGAGUUCAGUGGAAAAGAGUUUGACCAAUACUGCAUCUCUGCUGGGAUUACAAGGGAAUGCACCAUAGUUGCCACACCAGAGCAGAAUGGAUGGGUCGAGCAAGCGAACCGAUGGAUAGCUGAAGGGACAAUCGCUAAACUUACAGAAGCGAAUCUUCCGCCAUCGUUUUGGGGUUUUGCUGCACUUGCCACUGUCCAUGAGUUCAAUCGUGCCCAAGUUCACAAUGGAAAGACACCAUAUGAACAUCCUGUAGUACUUGACCGUUCUCGUAUCAGAAGAGUAGACUUGUACUCCCUUGUAACCGUCCUCAAUAUACACGCGUUACACAGGUUCUUUUCGUCUAAAGUCGACUUUAUUCAUCGUUCCUCGAAUACAAAGUCUCGACUCGACGUUCACAACGUCUUCACUCUCACCAAAAACCUUACAGAACACUGGCAUGGUAAAGCUCCCAGUGUUAAUCACCUUCGAGUAUUUGGAUGCCUUGCCUAUGUCUUUGUCCCUAAAUCACAGCGGAAUGCUCUCGAUUCGCACACUGAGAAGUGCAUCUUUGUCGGGUACCCAUCCGACCGCCCUGGCUUGGUGUUCUGGAACCUGCAGACACGCAAGAAUAUACACAGCGGCAGCGCUGUAUUCGAUGAGAGAAUCUUUCCGGGCACUUCGUUUGCAAAGGAACCGACCCCGAACCUCUCUGACUACAUCCAGCUGCCAGAUCUCGAGGAAAUCAACACCUCUUCAUCAUACAUUCCACCUCCAGGCACUCAUCCUCCUGUCCACGUUGCAGGGCGACCUGUACCAGCACCUAUUCCCCACGAGCCUGUCCCUCCACCAGCACCAGCGCCUGCGCAGCCUAAACCCACAGCUCCCCAGCGUCUGAGUCGUGAACUUCGAGCACUCACUGACCAGACCAAUUUUGAGAAGGUUCCUAGGAACCUCCCGGCACGACGACACACAAUUGCGCGUCAGCCAGGCACUUUGACUGAAUCCGACUCGGAUCUCGAACUAAAUGAGAGCUCCGACGAAGAUAAUGCCCAAUUAGCUGCUGAAGACGCAUCUGUAAGCUGCUUAAACACAUCUACAAGCCGCGAGCCAACAACACUGGGAGAGUCCCUGAAACGCCCUGACGGCGACAAUUAUGUCCAAGCGGCUAUAGAAGAGGUCAGAGCUCAUCUGGAAAACGGCACGUGGAAGCUUGUGCGACUCCCACAAGGCAAAAAGGCUAUCGGCUCACGUUGGGUAUUCAAAAUCAAGCGUGAUGCCGACGGGUCUAUUAGCAAAUACAAGGGACGAAUUGUGGCAAAGGGAUAUGCGCAACGAGAGGGAAUCGACUACACAGAGACCUUUGCACAAACAGCUCGCUUUGGUGCCCUUCGCACCAUCACAGCACUCGCAGCGCUCGAAGACUGGGAACUAGAGUCAGUAGACAUAUCAACCGCCUUCCUCAAUGGUGAGAUUGAUGCAAAGGUCUACAUGCAAAAGCUAGAAGGUGUCGAGUUUGAGGGCUAUGAAGGCACGAGCUGGGUGCUUCAACUUCAAGGGCCUCUAUGGAAUCAAACAAGGCUCGCAUCUGCGAUCACAGUGUCUUCAUCUAUGAACGCGACAGUUCAUCCGAAGCCAUUCAAAUGGAAGGAUGAGCUCAAAGCACGCUUCAAGAUCCAUGACCAAGGCCCUACCUCAUUCCUACUUGGUGUCAAGCUUGAGCGAUCGCCAAUCCCAUACCAUCUCCUCUCUCAACCUGCGUACAUUGAACAGAUUCUUGAAACCUACAAAAUGCAGGACUGUAAUGGCGCUGACACGCCUAUGGCUGAAAGCCACCUUCCUCAACCAAGGAUUCACCACAAACUGAGCAGAAGUUGGAAAUGCAGAAUUUACCCUAUCGAGAGGCCCUUGGAAAGCUCAUUUACCUCGCCACUGCCACUCGACCAGACAUCUCAUAUGCUGUGGGUGCUCUCUCUCAAACGGAUACUGCGGUAUCUCCGCAAAACAACAAACUACAAGCUCACCUACGGCCUCAAACCUGACUCUGACGAACUGUUCACGACGCAAAGCGAUGCCGAUCUGGGUGGAAACGCCAAUAAUACCCGCUCAACAGCCGGUUUUGUCAUGUCAAUUGGUGGUGGCGCUGUAAUGUGGAGUAGCCGACUCCAGCGCCACACAUCACUAUCAUCAACGGAGAUCUGGAUGUGGUCAUUCCUCGAUGAAAUUGGCUACGACAUUGCGUCCUAUCCAUCCACCCUAUUUGUUGACAAUGCCUCUGCCAUCCAAGUUGCCAAGAACCCAGAACGUCAGUCCACCAUGAAGCAUGUUCACCGUAGCUUCAACUGGAUUCGCGAGAGGGUUGCCAAUAAUGAAAUCCGCGUUGCUCAUGUCCCUGGAGCUGUCAAUGUUGCCGACAUCUUCACCAAACCACUAGGCCGCAUCAAGUUCGAACAGUUUGUCAAAAUGCUUGGUCUGAUUCCUCAUCCACAUGCUCGUACUCAGUCCAUGCGCUAA
Serendipita indica DSM 11827 is the source of this 2640-nucleotide messenger RNA. NCBI's taxonomy places the organism in Eukaryota, Fungi, Basidiomycota, Agaricomycetes, Sebacinales, Serendipitaceae. The record is from the annotation of a GenBank genome assembly.